UCAGCGUCCUUCCCCCAGCCUCCCAGCUGGACCCGAGGGUUUGCUCCUGCAUCCCUGCUUUCUGGUUCGCACGUCUCUGCCUACCAGUGGGGUGCAGAACGCCACGGAGGCGGAGGGGCAAUGCUGAGCUCCCCCCGCCAUUUCCAUGCAGGGCUAUUUUUAGCUGCUUCUGUUGCAAUAUAAAGAAUGUUUGGCUUGGAGAGCUCUUUGCAGAGAGGGUGCGUUGUCACUUUAAGGAGGAUCUGGACUUCAGGGGGUGGGGACAGUUAGCAGAGGGGCUGGGGUGGCCUGGGUUUCAACCACUACCUUGGGAAGAGCGGGGGUUGUGUGUGUGUGUGUGUGUGUGUGUGUGUGUCUGUGUGGCUAAGGACUCCUUACUGAAAGGGUUUGCAGAAGACUCUGGGAAAGCCACCAUGGAUUUGUUGCGGGAGGCCGACUGAUUUUCCUAGCGCCAACGUUGGGCAGUGACUUCACCCAGGAAGGACUGUGCGACAGCUGGCUGGCGUGGCUUAGGGCACUGCUCAUUUUCAAGCCAGAGAAGCAUGUGGCUGGCUUCUGGAUCAACUCUUUGGAUUAGUGCAGCUGGUUUCCUUGUCAAUCCCAAAGCCUAGGUGUAUCUACUGUUUGAGGAACCAGUCUGAGGUCUGACUUAUCAGAAACAUGGCUACCAGUGCUGUACCAAGUGACAAUCUCCCCACAUACAAGCUGGUGGUGGUUGGAGAUGGUGGUGUGGGCAAGAGUGCCCUGACCAUCCAGUUUUUCCAGAAGAUCUUUGUGCCAGACUAUGACCCCACCAUUGAAGAUUCUUACCUGAAGCACACAGAAAUUGACAACCAGUGGGCCAUCCUUGAUGUUUUGGAUACUGCUGGGCAAGAGGAAUUCAGUGCAAUGAGGGAACAAUACAUGAGGACGGGAGAUGGCUUUCUCAUCGUCUUCUCUGUCACAGAUAAAGCCAGCUUUGAGCAUGUAGACCGGUUUCACCAGCUCAUCCUCAGAGUCAAAGACAGGGAGUCCUUUCCAAUGAUCCUGGUGGCCAACAAAGUUGAUCUGAUGCACUUGAGGAAAAUCACCCGGGAACAAGGAAAAGAAAUGGCAACAAAACACAAUAUUCCAUAUAUAGAGACCAGUGCUAAGGAUCCACCACUAAAUGUUGACAAAGCCUUUCAUGACCUUGUUAGAGUGAUUAGGCAACAGAUUCCAGAGAAAAGCCAGAAGAAAAAGAAGAAAACCAAAUGGCGUGGGGACCGGGCCACAGGUGCUCACAAACUCCAGUGUGUGAUAUUGUGACAGGGCCUCAGAGCCUCUUUGCUGCUGUGAAUGUGAACUAGAGAGACCCGGUGAUGCACUCAACUGCCUAACUGCACUGACAGCUGCUUCUAACAGUGAACCUUGGCCAGAGAUCUUGGCAUGUUAAGGAAAAAGAAGA
Molecule: messenger RNA, 1426 nt
Organism: Vombatus ursinus (common wombat)
Lineage: Eukaryota; Metazoa; Chordata; Mammalia; Diprotodontia; Vombatidae
Gene: MRAS
Product: muscle RAS oncogene homolog
Exons: 7
Coding region: 661-1287 (208 amino acids)
Biological process (GO): signal transduction
Cellular component (GO): plasma membrane
Molecular function (GO): GTPase activity; GTP binding; GDP binding
Source: RefSeq, a predicted model, not a curated record